GCUGUUCUGGCUCCCAGGUCGAUGACUGCGCAUUGGAGGUUUGGCUGAGGAGUUGCGCGCAGCAUGGGCAUCGGGGAUUACAUCUGUCUAACGCUGCGUGGUGGUGCGCCCUGGGGAUUCUCCAUAGAAGAGGGAGAGGGGGACACCUACAGACCUUUUGUGGUUUCCCAGGUACAAGAGGGUGGCCGUGCCUUCCUGGAUGGGGUGCAGGAAGGCGACCAGGUGGUUUCACUCAACGGGGAGCCGUGUGCUGAUCUCACCCUUUUGCAAGCCCAUGCAAUCAUCGAAACAUCAAUCGGCUGCCUGCAGCUACUCCUCAAAAGGUGCACCAGCAUCCCCUCUGAAGACUACGAAUCAGAGGAUGCAUAUUGUGCUGAGAGGGAAUCCUCUGGAGAGGCUUUGGAAAGCACCACCCUCCACAUCCUUUCCCCAAAGCACAGGUCUCAAAGCCCAAGGGAACUUUACAUAUCUGAGUCACAGGACGAGGCAUACUAUGGGGAGAUGGACAGUGAUGCAGAGUUCCCCAGGGAACCCCAGCUUCUUUCUACUGAGCUGCACCUGCCCUCAUCUGUCCAUCAAAGAGACCGGGAGCCUGUUUUUAGGGGAAAUGAUGAAGCAAGGCGCUGUUUCUCCCCUGGGGACAUGGUGGAGCUCCAGGUUUCCCUGUCUGAGCAAACCCUGGAUGACAUAGGCUGCACCUCUCUUGGGAGUGCAUAUGGAAUCGAGGGAGAACUCUCAAACAAAGAGGCCAGUGAGGUGACGCAUACAGCCACUGCAUCACACUAUGUGCCGUGUCCUGUCAGAGAGCCCCUCAGCCAGCAUGGAGUGGUGCUCAGCUCGCCCUCUAUGCUGGGGCAGGUGGAGGUCGCUUUGCUACAGCCAGCAGCAUCAGGAGCAGGGAGGGGCAUCCAGAGUGGGGGAGGCGGAGUAGGUGGCCCCAGGGUCACUGCUGUUGGAUCCCGAAAUGAGGAAGAUGAAGUAGGAGGGCACUACGAGGGAGUCCCUAGGUCCGUUACUGUCUCAUUUGGAAUUCCCACUGAAGAGGCCACACCAGCAGAGGACCAGGACUCGGAUUCUGAUUCUCAAGGAGAUCAAGACAAACCAAACAAGCACCGGGCAAGACACGCCAGGCUCAGGCGUAGUGAGAGCCUGUCUGAGAAGCAGGUGAAGGAGGCCAAGUCCAAAUGUAAACGUAUUGCUCUCCUUCUUAAGGCUGCUCCGCCCAACCCCAACAACAAGGGGGUGUUGAUGUUCAAGAAGCAUCGGCAGAGGGCAAAGAAAUACACUCUUGUGAGCUACGGCACGGGAGAAGAGGAACCUGAGUACGGAAGUGAAGAGGACGAGGACAACGAAGACGAAACCCAUGCUGUUGAGUUUACUCUUGUUGCUCCAACAGAUUCAGAAUCAGACACACAUUUGCUCACUAAUGCCAAUAGCAGCAAAGGUGUACUAACUAUAAACUGGGAUAAGGGUCUCCUUGAAAUUGAACGAAACCUCAACAACCAAGAAGAGAUGGAAUGUUUGCCUGAAACCAAGGGCAAAGGUGCCCUAAUGUUUGCCCAACGGCGCCAGAGAAUGGAUGAGAUUUCUGCUGAACAUGAGGAGCUAAGGCGCCAAGGUAUUCCCGUUGAGGGACUGGUAGAGGCUGAAAAGAAGCAGGAAGUACACUCCUACAUACAGUCUACAAAUGAAGGCCAUGCAUACAUGGAUGUGAAUAUACACCAACAAACUCAGCACCAACAACAGUACCAGCAAUAUCAAGGGCAACAGUACUAUGAGCAACAACAGCAGCAGCAGCAGCAGCACUACCAGCAGCAGCAACAGUAUCAAUAUCAGCAGCAACAGUAUGAGCAACAGCAUUAUCAACAGCAACAAAUGUAUCAGCAGCAGCUGGAGUAUCAUCAGGAGCAACAGCAAAUUCAACAAUAUUCUGCAAAUGUCAAUGGCACAGUCCAUCAUCAAACCAAUGAAAUGCAGAGUUCUUUCAGUAAUCGCACUGCAAAGCCUUUUUCAGCACAAAACAUGGUGGCCACCCCUUAUUCUCCCGCAGUGAGUGGGACCAAUCAGGAGGCUGUGGGCCAAGGAGAGCAAAUAGCAUCCCGUGAUGAACGCAUUUCUACCCCUGCCAGUAGAACUGGGAUUUUGCUGGAUACGAGGAAAAAAGUCUCUGGUAAACCUAUGUUCACGUUUAAGGAAGCACCAAAAGUAUCACCUAACCCAGAGUUGCUAAACCUCCUCAACAAAAGUGAUAAAAAGAUGGGUUUUGAGUCAGGACCUGAGGAAGACUACCUUAGCCUUGGGGCUGAGGCUUGUAAUUUCCUUCAGUCUCCACGGGUUAAACACAAGAUUCCUCCACCAGUGGCUCCAAAACCUGUGAUUAACCCCAACUCUCCUCCUUGGUCUGCACCAAUAGAAAUGACCAACCAGGACAUGGCUCAGUGUGCUGAAAAUAGUGUAAUGACACCUGCUGUAGCCCCCACAGUAGAUACUACUCCUGCUCCAGAACCAGAGCCAAUCUCUGCACCUGCCCCUGAGCCCUCUCCCCCUUCUGCAGUGCAGGAGGUUUCUGCCAGCAUUACUACAGAGGAACAGCAUGCGUGGAGCCUCAGAGAGCAGGAAUCUCAACAGCAGUCUUUGCAAAUAAAAUCAGCAGAGGACAAUGUUCAUAUGAUUUCUGCUACACAGCCUGAGCCUGCUCCUGUAACUUCCUGGAGUACACCACAAACACAAGUACAGCAACAGCCACCUGCAAAUACGUGGCAUCCGGCUCAAGCACAGUUCCAGGAACCUCCUCAGAGUGGUUCUCCACCGCAGCCAACAUGGGUGACGCACCAGCCGUCUCAGCCUCAGCCUUCCACAAAUAAUUGGCCUCCUCAAAUUCAGCCAACAUGGAAUCAGCCUCAAGAGCAAGCCCAGGCACAUCCUCAGACGCCCUGGACCCAGCCUCAAGAGCAACCUCCAUCUCAGCCACAGGGUCAGCCACCAUGGGCCCAGCCUCAAGAGCAACCACCAUCUCAGCCACAGGUCCAGCCACCAUGGGCCCAGCCUCAAGAGCAACCAUCGUCUCAACCACAGGUCCAGCCACCAUGGGCCCAGCCUCAAGAGCAACCAUCGUCUCAGCCACAGGUCCAGCCACCAUGGGCCCAUCCUCCGGAGCAGUCAUCGUCUCAGCCACCCUGGGCUCAGUCUCAUGAGCAGCCACACAUCCAACAAAUGCAGCCAACUUGGGGUCAACCUCAAGAACAAAUGCAGCAGGCCCAGCCCCCAUGGGCACAACCACCAUCAAGAGACUCCCAGCAACAGCCACCCUGGAUGCAACAACAAAAAUCCCAAGUACAACCUCCAUGGGUUCAACAGGUUCAACCAGAGUCCCAGCCACAACCACCAUGGGUUCAGCAACCACAGCAUCAGGCUCCUCAACAAGCAUGGCCACAGACCCAGGCACCAGGUCAGCCUCAACCCCCUUGGGCAUCACCUCAGCCUCAGCAGCAGCAGCCUUCAUGGCCACCAUCACAAACUCAAAGUCAACCUCCUUGGAUCCAGGCAAACCAAGCACAACCUCCAGCUCAGCCUCAAACUAAUUUGAAUCCAUGGGCACCAGUACUUCCCCAGGCUCAGCCCCAACAAUCAUGGCCACAACACCCUCCAGAACAUGGUCAGCACCCUAUGAAUUCCUGGGGACCAGAGCAAAAUCAGCCCCAGCAACAGCCAUCUUGGGUCCAACCAACUCCACCCCAGCCAGCUCCACAGCCAAACUGGCAACAGUCUUCUGCAAAGUCUGCACCAGAGACACCAAUGAAUACUUGGCCUCCUGCACAGACACAGCCCCAAAACACCUGGGCACAACCAUCACAGCCAGUACCUGGAAAUGUUUCCACAUCAAUUGUAAACACUCGGCCUUCUCCAAAACCUUGGCAACCACCACAAAACCGAACCCCCCCACCUCCACCACAACGAAUGAGCUCCUUUACCAUCGCUCAAAGAGAAACCUCACCUAUAAAUCCAAUGGCCACUGUUUUAAAGACGUCAUCUACAGGAUCUUCUUUUGAGAUGCCUGCUGUCAAAGGGAAAGGAGCUGAUAUGUUUGCUAAGAGGCAGUCUCGCAUGGAGAAGUUUGUUGUGGACUCUGAAACCGUGGAAGCAAACAAGGCAAGCCGCUCAACAUCACCAGCUGCUUCCUUACCAAAUGAGUGGAAAUAUACUCCAAAUGUACGUGCUCCUCCUCCACGGGCAUAUAAUCCAAUUCAGUCCCCUUUGUAUCCCCCAGCAGCAACAAAACAGCCUCCUUCAACUGGCCCUUCAAACAAAGAUAAGAAAAAAGCAGAGAAAAAAGGCCCUCCCCCUAAACCCCUCAAUGUUGUAGAUGUCAUGAAGCAUCAACCAUAUCAACUUAGUUCAUCACUCUUUAUCUUUGGUUCAGCAGAGGAGCAGGCCAAGCCUCCUGCACCUAAGCCUGAAUGUCCCCCACCAAACCCACCUGUAGAAAACCAACCAGUGAGAUAUGAGCAAAUAGCUCCUAUGCAGCCAGGUGGACAAAUGAAUGUUCCAUACCCCCAACAGGCCUAUGGGAUGCCUAUGCAAGCAAUGAUGCAUGAUGGCCACUACCAGCAAAUCCCACCUAAUAUUUAUCAGCCUCCUUAUCAGCAACCUCCCGCUGGUCCUUACCAGCAAAUGUAUAACCAGCAGUAUCAACAACCUGCUCCACCUCCUUAUCAAGCCCCACCUCCUCAGUCUCCAAACUCCCCCUACCAACAGGCACCUCAGGCCCCCUACCAACCAGCCAAUAGCCCUCCUUACAUGGCAGCUCCUUCAGUGCCUUACCAACAACAGCCUCCUAGUGGCUACACGGCUCCUAGUGUCCGUGUAGCUGCAAGGCCUGAUUCUGCAUCAGGCAGCAACACUGCAGCUGCUCCCAAACCCAAGUUUACAGCUAAAAAGAGCUCAGCUCAGGUUUGGAAACCUUCAGGAGUUGAUAAAGAGUGAUCUGGCAGAUCUGGUUGUAGAAAUCUGAUAUGCUUGGUAUAUGCUUCCACCAAGGGUUAGUAUUCUUAUAGUCAGUUGCCUAAUUGGAUUCUAUGAGCUCAUAAAUUUGUUUUGUAACGACAAUCAUCAUUCUCACCUGCACUUAGUACUAUUACAGAACAUAAGGUUCUGGUUUCUAAUGCUAUUGUGAAUACAAAUUACUUUUGCAAAAAUGCAAGAACAUUAUGAUUAGGUGGGGAUAUAUGUAUAUCUUAUAAGAGACAAAUGAGCCAAAAUGAACUUUACAUGUUAAUAAAGCAUGUACAUUUUUAACUUGUUAAUAGAAAAUGACUGUGGAAUUUUGGAAAUUAUUAUAAAUUAAUAUAAUUUUGGUUGCAAUGUAAGAAUGUAGGGGAGAGUAAAGACUGCAGGUCGGAAUGGAAGGAAAAAGAAAUCAGAAAUGUAAGCUAAUGGACAGUGGCAAAAGGAAGUAAUUUUUUGGAGAUAAUGUUGAGUGCCUGAUCUUUAUUAUGCAAUUUACAUAUUAAAAGCAGCAAAACUAUCAUAUAAUAAUGUUGAAUAAAACAAUAAAAGACAAAGUAAACAAAAAAUAAAAAUAACAUGUAGCAAAAUACAAGGUGUACAGAUACAUUUUGGGUAGUAAUAUAAGUAUAGAGAUUAUGUAAAAACUUUUAGUUGAGUUUCAAGUAAUGGCCGGGCAACACAUCAGUCAUCCUUAAAAAUGUUAUUACUGACUUGCUUAAACUUCCUUAAACGUAGGAUUAGGGAACAGAAUAUUUUUACAUGCCAUAUCACUACUGCUUUCUUUUCCUUUUCACUUACUUCAGUGGGUGAGUUUUAUUUUAAGCUUUUUACCAGCUGUUGCAUCAUGUUAGGUACUAUAUUUAACUGCCUUGUGAGAGGGAGUGCUGAGGUCCAGUGAUAGUAGGCUUAAAUUUCAACUUAAGCCAGAAAAAGCGACACUACGGUCUUUUCUUCUGAUGCAGUGCUGCCCACUGUCCUUGCUUCACUCUCCUGUGCAUUUUCUCUUGCUUUUGUUUUAUAUGAAUAGUUGAUAAAUUACACACAAGAAGAACUAUUGAAAGGAACCCAGCAGUGUUCACAAAAAAUAUUUUUCUUACAGGGCUGUUUUUGUUCUUCAUGUUCUUCUUUCCCACUUUUCUUUUGUGUGUUUCUCUUCAGUGCACUUUCUGUAUGAUUCAUUGCAGUGCCAUUAAAAUGUAUUUUAUCCUUG
Messenger RNA from Sphaeramia orbicularis (orbiculate cardinalfish), 6217 nucleotides. RefSeq names its product synaptopodin 2a (gene synpo2a). Gene Ontology annotation, biological process: positive regulation of actin filament bundle assembly. Gene Ontology annotation, molecular function: actin binding. The coding region runs from base 64 to 4983 and encodes 1639 amino acids. NCBI's taxonomy places the organism in Eukaryota, Metazoa, Chordata, Actinopteri, Kurtiformes, Apogonidae. The record is from RefSeq and is a predicted model, not a curated record. The transcript has 4 exons. Gene Ontology annotation, cellular component: nucleus; Z disc; actin cytoskeleton.